Messenger RNA from Cladophialophora psammophila CBS 110553, 2145 nucleotides. RefSeq lists its product as uncharacterized. Gene Ontology annotation, molecular function: DNA binding; RNA polymerase II general transcription initiation factor activity; TFIIF-class transcription factor complex binding. The record is from RefSeq and is a predicted model, not a curated record. The transcript is spliced from 2 exons. Gene Ontology annotation, biological process: positive regulation of transcription elongation by RNA polymerase II; transcription initiation at RNA polymerase II promoter. Bases 1 to 2145 code for a protein of 714 amino acids. Lineage: Eukaryota; Fungi; Ascomycota; Eurotiomycetes; Chaetothyriales; Herpotrichiellaceae. Gene Ontology annotation, cellular component: transcription factor TFIIF complex; nucleus.
AUGAAUCCAGGUUCCGCCCCGUCUAGCGUGCCUGCAACUCGUCCUCCUGGCGCUCCUCCUAUGGUCAGACGCAAGAAGCCAGCAUCUGAUCCCUUUUUUAAAGGUCCCAGGAACAAUCCUGCCGGCACCAAGCCUCAACUGAAUGGCCACCUUACGCCUCCGGUGAACGUCAACGGUCAUCUACCACCCAAGCCCCAAUCUUUAAAUGCGCUCCCUCCACGCCCAUCCUCUCCUUCCAAAGCAGUUAUUCCGGAUCGCGAGCGUGUGAGCGGCUUCAGUGACCCCCGAGUCGCGGCCGAAGGGAUAUCCUAUACGGACUACAAAUUGGUGACGACAAAGAGAGAUCUCCUCAAUAGCCUCAGGUAUCAUAUCCUCCAGCUGGCUGGUGAUAAACCCAUAGACAUUCGUAAUGAAGCCGAGUUCCCGAAACCAGUUCGUCUGCAUCGACGCGACCCUCGCGCUCCCCCUCCGGGCCAAGAGAAGGAAAAGAAAGAGGAAGAGAAACCAGAACCAAAGGAUGGCCUCACCGCCGCAGAGAGAGAAGAUCUGACCCGGCGGAAGGAAGCUCGGCAGAAAGAGCGCGAGGCUAACCUUGCGCAAAUAGCCCCGUCGCAAAAUACUGGCAAGAAGUUGAAUUUUAAAAAGAAAACCCAACAAGUCUUCAGACCCGACUUCUCGGCCGAACAGAAACGACGGAUCCAGACCAACUACGAAGAGAAACUGCCAUGGCAUCUUGAAGAUUUCGAAAACAAGCAUUGCUUCAUUGGACACCAUCAAAUCGGCUCCGUGAGUUCCAACGCCGCCUUGAUCUACGAGCCCUCGGUGGAUGCGUCAACCGGCAAAUUUCGGCUCAUCCCUAUCGAAAAGGUCUACCAAUUCAAGCCGAAACGGGAGGACCUUCAAAAGAUGUCUAUCGAGGAAGUCGAAGCCGCAAUGAAAAAGGGGGGCUCUGAUCCCGAGUGGCUGAUUCGCCACCGAGAAGCUCGAAUUCAGGAAGCCCUGAAAGAGCGCGCUGCCAAAGAAAGUAGGGCACUCUUUUCUGGCGCAGCUCGGACAACAGUCGAUGCAGGGAGGACUGGUGAGGAAGCAGAUCUUGAUUACGAAGACGACUUUGCCGAUGAUGAGGAGGGCGAUCUCUUCGUAGACAAAGACGAGGAUGAGAAGCUCGCAGAGAAGCGGAUCAAGGAAGAUCAAUUGCAAGCUAAUUUCCUCGAUUUCAAGGACCUCAAGGAGUAUGAUGAGGCAGAAGCCCGAGAAAAGCGGGAAGCGGAGGCCAGAAAGAAGAAUUUCCGACACAUGAGAAAAGCCCUGGAGAGGCGGGAGCGGAAUUACAAUCAUGGCAGUGAUUCAGAAUAUGAAUCCUCGACCGACAGCGAGGAAGAACGAGAGCGAAUCGAGCGUGAGCGUCUCGCCAAUGUCAAGAAGGAAGAAGAGGCUGAGGCCAAGAAAUCCGCUCUGUCCUCUGGUGCAAACACGCCUUCGGGUCGAAAAGAGAAGAGGGGUUCCGAUCGCGAAGAUGAAGGCGGCAUGAAGAAAUCGACAUCGUCGCGUUCAUUGAAGCGCCCCGGCUCGCCAAAUCUUUCUGACGCCUCGGGCACGGACGUCUCGACGCGGAAGAAGAAGAUCAAGUCGAGACAUCUGCCUUCUAGUCAACCUACGCCGGGUCAUUCGAGGCCAAUGUCCCCCGUCAAUGUCCUACCCAGCUCCUCUGCUCCGCAAACCCUGGACCCCUUGGCGGCAUUAAAGGGCCGAAAGCGCGGCGGUGCUACAAGUCCCGUGGGAGCUGGAUCAGACACAGACACUGAUGCCGCCGGCAUGUCCGACAGCAGUCGUGCUCGACGCCUCAAUCUCAAGAUGUCGGCGUCCCCGCCUUCAACUGGCGCACCCGGAACAGCCUCACCGCAAGGUCAGCCAUCUUCCCGGGCAGCGUCCCCGACCCCCGUCUCUGCUCCAGGUAGCGCUCCCAGACCGGUAGCGUUCCCUUCAGCACAAGACAUCAAGAACGCAAUCCCACCUCAAGGCAUAACGAUCAGAGACCUUAUGAAGGUAGUAGCACAUCCCAAGGACAAACAAAAGGAUUUUGUGGCCUUAGUCAAGGAAGUAGCGAGUUAUGACAAGGAGAGGGGUGUGCUAUUGCCGAAAUAG